Messenger RNA from Cylicocyclus nassatus, 1363 nucleotides. The record is from the annotation of a GenBank genome assembly. Lineage: Eukaryota; Metazoa; Nematoda; Chromadorea; Rhabditida; Strongylidae.
CUAGUAAUCGAUCAUGAUGCUAUCUGCUUUUCAUUGUUAUCCUUCAUAUCAUAUACGUCCUUUUUAAAAUCUAGUUUCCACCAUGGCCGCAAAUCGACUGGGCAUUGCGGCCCUUAUCGCGGUUGUGUUGGGCCUAUCGUAUGCAGCGCAGCCGACUUCACUUGAUGAAAAGGUCAAAGCACUACAAGAUCUGCUAUAUCGUCAACCUGCAAUACGGCUGAACAUGGAUCGUUGGAAGACGUUUGUCAGACAACAACCACGUAACUACAGUAUGAUCAUCAUGUUCACGGCAUUGUCACCUGGCGUAAAUUGCCCGAUUUGCAAACCCGCUUAUGACGAAUUCAUGAUCUUGGCGAAUUCUUAUCGAUACGCUCAUUCUGAACUGAAACAAGUGUACUUUGGAGUUGUCGACUACGAAGAAGCUCCACAGAUCUUCCAUGCGAUGAACCUCAACACUGCACCGAUUCUAUACCACUUCGGACCAAAGUUGCAGGCCAAGAAGAAGCCCGAUCAGAUGGAUUUCCAGCGUCAUGGAAUAGAUGCGGAAGCUAUGGCACGUUUUGUUGGAGAGUACACUGACGUACAGAUCCGCAUCCUCCGACCUCCCAGCUAUGCUGCUCCUGUGGUCAUUGUACUGCUGCUCGCACUUGUUCUUGGUCUCCUAUACAUGAAGAGGAAUAAUCUGGAAUUCUUGUACAACCGCACAAGUUGGGGACUGGUUUGCCUUUGCAUCACGUUUGUAUUCUUGUCUGGCCAGAUGUGGAACCACAUUCGUGGCCCGCCUUUCAUCAUGAACAAUCCGCAGACGCGAGAAGCCAGCUUCAUUCAUGGCUCAACACAGUAUCAGCUUGUUGCUGAAACAUACAUUGUUGGUGCUCUAUACGCUGCAGUCACCUUCGGCUUCAUUCUUCUCAAUGAGGCCGCGAGUCCUAGCAGUGAGGUUGUGGAAAAGAAAAAGUCGAGCAGCUCGAAGCCCUUCUUUGGCAUCAAUAACAACAUGCUUGCUUACGUUGGUCUCGGCCUGGUGGUCAUCAUGUUUUCGCUUUUGCUGUCGAUCUUCCGCAGCAAAUAUCGUGGAUAUCCUUACAGCUUCCUAUUCAGUUAAAGUCCUCCGCUAGUCCCAGGAAUAUCAGACUAUUGCAUGUGUGAACGUCACCUACAGUAUGCUUUACCAAUCGUUGUGGAGCAUGUCAUCGUUAAAUCAUGGUUUUGUCUGUUUUCUCCAUUUUAGUAUUUAUCGUAAAUCGUUAGGGUUCCUAUCUAUUCGCCUAUGGGUCUGAGCCUUGUUGUCUCGAGGGUCAUCCUCGAAUUUUGUGAUUGAUUAAGGUAAUUUUAUGGUUUUCAUAUGAUGAAUGUGUUGCUG